Suillus subaureus is the source of this 1089-nucleotide messenger RNA. RefSeq lists its product as uncharacterized. The transcript has 4 exons. The record is from RefSeq and is a predicted model, not a curated record. The coding region runs from base 1 to 1089 and encodes 362 amino acids. Lineage: Eukaryota; Fungi; Basidiomycota; Agaricomycetes; Boletales; Suillaceae.
AUGGACACACCAAACUGGAUCUUUCCUGACCACGACACCUACAACCACUGUGUCACUCCUAAUGAUGCAGAAGAAUGGCAAGCUAGUCAAACACCUCAAAAAUCUUGCUUGUGUGAUACCAUGCAGCCUGCACCAUCUCUGCCAUUUGGGUAUGCUCACCCCCCUGCAUACAUCCAACCUACUGCACAGCCAGUCCCCUGGAACCUGCAGGACAAACUUGUCAGCACACCAGUACCCUCAAUAGGUACUCACCAUGUCACUCCCCCAGCAACUUUCAGUCCAGGCACAAUUUUUGGUGCAGAAGUAACACCAAACAUGACCCCUGCACAAAAAUCACAGGAUCACAGUGUGAUGUCAACAGACUCACCUGUGCCAUCCAAAACUACAAAACAAGCACGAGGGAAGAUGGCAAGUGAGACAAAGGCAAAGAGAGGUGGAAAAGGCAGUAAAUCAGGGGAGGGUAGCCAUUGCAUCACUGGCACAUCAGAUGACAAGGUGUUGAAGUUGACAGAGACCAUGUUAGGUGAAGCUGACUUAAAGCUUGAGACUGCUGUGUCAGGUGAUGCUGCUGUGAAGCCAGAGAGUAAGCAUGGACUGACAGAUGAAGAAAAAGUGACUGCUGUCAAGUACAUCACCUCCGUCAAGGUCUGGUACAAAUUUUGGUUGAACCAGGGCAUGCUCGCACACAAGACACUCGAGAACCAUGUAACCUAUGCCCAGGUCCGCAAUUUUUGGUGGGAUCAGGCCUGGGAGAAAUACAAACAGGUAAAGGAGAUGGAAGAACAUACUGGUGGAGGAGAUGGAGAUGAUGAUCGGAUUGCCACUGAAUCGGGAGAUGAAGAAGAAGCUGAAGUUCUCAACUUGGAAACAAAGGACAACACAAUGGCCCUUGAUGGAAUGAAGCACAGGAAGAGUACAACAAAGGCCAAGUUUGCACAUCACAUGCUAGAAGCCCUCAAGGAAACAGAGAUGUUCAGGCUGAUUGAUGAAGUGGCAUGGAAUGAUGCCACUGUCAUUCAUACCCAUGACAUCAACUCCUCAGAUUCAAUUUCAAUUUCAGAUGAUGAAACCACUCCUCUAAAGAAAUGA